UGAGCCAAGGCCUAGGGCUGCUCCCCGCCCCACCCUGCUAGCCUACUUCCCCCGGCGCGCCCCGCUGGGUUCAGAACUUCAGAUUCCAGCGUAGACUGAAGACCAGCAGAUCUCCAGGGAUCCUUCAGGUUUUCAGUGCCAGAUUAGGACUGCUGAGACAUUCAGCCUCGUGGACUGAGCGCCUGCCGGAUUCUCAGCCUCUCCAGUGUGACACAGCCAUUGUUGGAUUACUUGGUCUCGAUCAUAGCCAUUUUGUGAAGAGACGGAGCCCAAACGGUCCUGGUUCUGUCUCUUGUGUUGUGUCUUUGGUGUCUGCAUAGAACCUGGGAGAAGGAGCCGUCCCUGUUCUCACUCUUAUGAGAUUUUUUUCGAUCUUCAGCUACAUUUUCCAGCUUUGUACAAGGCCUUGUCAACAAAGAAAAUGGCUAGCAAUGUUACCAAUAAAACAGAUCCUCACUCCAUGAAUUCCCGUGUAUACAUUGGGAAUCUCAACACUCUCGUGGUCAGGAAGUCUGAUGUGGAGGCAAUCUUCUCCAAGUAUGGCAAAAUUGUUGGUUGCUCUGUGCAUAAGGGCUUUGCCUUUGUGCAGUAUGUUAAUGAGAGAAAUGCCCGGGCUGCUGCAGCAGGAGAGGAUGGCAGAAUGAUUGCUGGCCAGGUUUUAGAUAUUAAUCGGGUUGCAGAGCUGAAAAUGAACCAAGGAAAAGCAGGUGUGAAAAGGUCUGCAGUGGAGAUGUAUGGCUCCUCAUUUGACUUGGACUAUGAUUAUUAUGACAGGAUGUACAGUUACCCAGCACAUGUUCCUCCUCCUCCUCUUGCUUGUGCUGUGGUGCCCCCCAAACGCCAGCGUGGAUCAGGAAACACCUCACGGAGGGGCAAAAGUGGCUUCAAUUCUAAGAAUGGACAACGGGGAUCUUCUUCCAAGUCUGGAAAGUUGAAAGGCAACAACCUACGGGCUAUUAAGAAGGAGUUGACUCAGAUAAAACAAAAAGUGGAUUCUCUACUGGAAAGCCUGGAAAAAACUGAAAAAGAACAAGGGAAACAAGCAGUGGAGGUAAAGAAUGAGAUGUCGAAAGAAGAGCCGAGCAGCGCCGGUGUGAAGAAAGACCAGACGAGUGUGAAGAUGGAAUCUGAGGAAGAGGACCUUCUGGGUGAUGAUGAUAAAGAAGAUGGAGGGGAUGACCAGCUGGAGUUGGUCAAGGAUGAUGAAAAAGAAACUGAGGAAGGAGAGGAUGACUCUGAAGCACAUAGUGGGAUUUAGACAUCUUAUCCCAUUAUUAUAUAAGCCAAGAACAUCAAGAGGCACCUCUCUCACCAUUUUGUGCAGCUGUCAG
Nannospalax galili (Upper Galilee mountains blind mole rat) is the source of this 1331-nucleotide messenger RNA. Its product is annotated as heterogeneous nuclear ribonucleoprotein C-like. The transcript has 3 exons. The record is from RefSeq and is a predicted model, not a curated record. Gene Ontology annotation, cellular component: nucleus. Bases 422 to 1258 code for a protein of 278 amino acids. Lineage: Eukaryota; Metazoa; Chordata; Mammalia; Rodentia; Spalacidae. Gene Ontology annotation, molecular function: RNA binding.